CCUCUAAUGCUGUGAAUUUAUCCGUAUCAAAAGAGUUAAAAUUGCUUCGUUUGAUAUUUUACGACACUAAGGAGUGGACUCAAUGGACAGGCUUACUUUGUCCAAAAUAGAUGAGGAGCUGGAGUCAUCAGAGGUAGCUGCCCUGCGCUUUUUGUGCCGAGAUGUUGUCAAUAGAAAACGUCUGGAAAAUGUCACGGAUGCUAAGGGUCUUUUUUCGAGACUCGAAGAAAAGGGUCUCCUGGAAAAUUAUGCUUUCCUUUCUCAACUGCUCCAAACUAUUGGCCGAAAUGAUCUUGUCAACAUGCUAAGGCCAGGCUACAGUCAGUUAACAGAGACUGAUGCAAAUCCUAUGCUGUCAGAUUACAGAGUAAUGCUGUAUCAAAUACACGAGGACAUUACUACAGCCAACCUUGACAAGAUGAAGUUUUUAUUGGAAGACAAGUUGGGCAGACGACAAGCAGAUAUGUGUGAUACAGCCUUGGAUGUGUUUGCUGAAAUGGAAAAGAAAGGCCUUCUGUCAAACACAAACUUGCAUGAGCUUUUAGAUGUUCUACGUGAAUUCGAUCUCCCGCUAGCAGAGAUUGUCCAGACAUAUAUGGAGAGACUACAAUCACGUCCUCAGUUGAUGCCAACCUCACAUUUCAACAUGAAUAACCAGAACACUUUACCUCAAAGAAUACAACCUAGUCUGUCAGUAUCGGAGACCCAACCAAACUCUGGCACUGGCAAUUGUGUUUUCGCUGACUCUGAUACAACAAACCGCUUCUCUUCAAUUGAUGAAACAGAGUACUACCUUUUCAAUCAUAAUCCCCGUGGUUUGUGUGUGAUCAUCAAUAAUGAGAGCUUUCGUCUUCUGAAAAAAAGAGCUGGAACUCAUGAGGAUGCAAGAACUCUCCAUGAAACGUUUACUUCUCUUGGUUUCAAUGUUGAGAUUCACCAAGACCUAACUAGUGCUCAAAUUAAGGACCUAUUAAGAUCAAAGGGCAGCAGGAACUUCCAUAAUGAUGACGCCUUGGUGGUGUGUGUGCUGUCUCAUGGAGAAUAUGGCUGCAUAUUUGGCACAGAUGAAAUAAAGGUUUUCAUUCGAGAACUGACGCAGCCCUUCACUAGCCUCCAAGCACCUACUCUGGCAGGAAAGCCAAAGCUGUUUUUCAUUCAAGCUUGUCAGGGGAGCAGCUAUCAAAAAGGAUCUCUGCCCUUUGUCCCAAAGAAAGAGGACAUCACAGAACCAAAAACCUUGGAGGCGGAUGCAGGUCCAGUGCAAGGAGAGACGGUGCCUGAUGAUGCAGACUUUUUGCUUGGGAUGUCCACUGUCCCAGAGUACAGGUCCUUCAGAAGCAUCACCACAGGAUCGAUUUACAUCCAGGAACUAUGCAAGCAACUCAACACAUCUGCAAAGAGUGUGGAGAUGGAUGAUAUUCUCUCUAUUUUAACAAGAGUAAACCGUAACGUCAGCAAAGGGGUGUAUAUGAAUUAUAAACAAAUGCCAGAGCCCAAAUACACUCUCACAAAGAAAGUAGUUCUCAAGUAUGUGUGAGGAAAAGUGUGACCAGCUUCAAGAAAUCAUUACACUUUGACCCACAUAAAAGAAGUCCAUUAUGUAUUUUAUGUCGUGUUUCUUUGUUUUUCAACCUAAUAAAAGGCUGUAUGGUGUAA
Molecule: messenger RNA, 1656 nt
Organism: Periophthalmus magnuspinnatus
Lineage: Eukaryota; Metazoa; Chordata; Actinopteri; Gobiiformes; Gobiidae
Gene: casp8
Product: caspase 8, apoptosis-related cysteine peptidase
Exons: 12
Coding region: 83-1537 (484 amino acids)
Biological process (GO): negative regulation of extrinsic apoptotic signaling pathway via death domain receptors; proteolysis
Molecular function (GO): protein binding; cysteine-type endopeptidase activity
Source: RefSeq, a predicted model, not a curated record